This is a messenger RNA of Nematolebias whitei (Rio pearlfish), 1764 nucleotides long. It is a transcript of the gene arsh, whose product is annotated as arylsulfatase H. The transcript is spliced from 11 exons. The record is from RefSeq and is a predicted model, not a curated record. Lineage: Eukaryota; Metazoa; Chordata; Actinopteri; Cyprinodontiformes; Rivulidae. Bases 1 to 1764 code for a protein of 587 amino acids. Gene Ontology annotation, molecular function: arylsulfatase activity.
AUGAGGUCGGCCAUGCUGGUGCUUCUUCUCCCUCUGCUCCUGUUAGCAGGAAGUGAUGUCACAGGGGAGGUGAUGGACAAGAAGCCCAACUUUGUUCUCAUGAUGGUGGAUGACAUGGGGAUUGGGGAUUUAGGUUGCUAUGGCAAUGAUACCAUGAGGACUCCUAACAUAGACAGACUGGCCUUGGAGGGGGUGAAGCUGACCCAGCACAUUGCUGCUGCUCCUGUCUGCUCUCCGAGCCGGGCCGCUUUCAUGACAGGCCGUUAUGCACGUCGCUCAGGCAUGGCGGGCAUGGGGCGUGUUCCGGUGUUGAUGUAUCUUGGAGGUUCAGGAGGGCUUCCAUCCACUGAGACCACCUUUGCAAAGAGGCUGCAGCACCAAGGGUACACCACCGGUCUUAUUGGUAAAUGGCACUUGGGUUUGAACUGUGAACGCAGAGGGGAUCAUUGCCAUCACCCGAACCAGCAUGGCUUCAGCUACUUCUAUGGUCUUCCAUUUACACUGCUCAGUGACUGCAAGCCUGGUACAGACAGUGAAAUGCUGGUGGACCUACAACGUUCACUCCAGAAUCUGACCUUGUUGCUUGGACUUGGACUUUUCACAAUGGUGUUUGUCCAUGUUGUUGGCCUCCUCGAAGUUAGCCUGUGGCUCCUGGUGCUGCUUUUCUUUCUCAGUAUAGUAGCAUCUGCCAUGUGGGUUGUGCCUUUUAAGUUCGUAAACAUCUGGAACUGCAUCAUUAUGAGGGACCAAAAUGUGAUUGAACAGCCCAUGACAUUGGAGACGCUGCCUGAAAGACUGCUGGGAGAAGCACAAGAUUUUAUAAAGAGGAAUGCUGAUUAUCCGUUCCUGCUCUUUUUCUCCUUGGCUCACGUCCACUCGCCGCUCUUCAAGACUCCGGCCUUUGCUGGAAAGAGUCGCCAUGGUUGCUAUGGCGACAACAUGGAGGAAGUGGACUGGAUGAUUGGUAAGAUAACCGAGACAGUGGAUUCCCUGGGACUAGCCAACAACACCCUCAUCUAUUUCACAUCAGACCACGGUGGACACAUAGAGAGUGGCCCGAAUGGAAGCUGGAAUGGUAUAUACAAAGGUGGGAAGGCCAUGGGGGGCUGGGAAGGGGGAAUCAGAGUACCUGGGGUAUUUCGUUGGCCUGGCAGAUUGGCAGCGGGAAAAGUUGUGGAUCAACCCACGAGUCUUAUGGAUCUCUACCCCACGCUGAAAUAUUUAGCCAAGGAUACACAACCAGACAGACAUUUAGAUGGCUUUAACCUCAUGCCACUGUUGGAGGGGAAAGUGUUGUCAUCAGAACAUGAAUUCAUGUUCCACUAUUGCAACUCCCAUCUGAACGCAGUUCGCUGGCGCCCACCUAACAGUGACUCCAUCUUUAAGGUGCACUUUUUCACUCCCAAUUUUUCCCCCCCGGGAGCUGGUGGAUGCUACAACACCAUGUUGUGUUGGUGUCACGGAGAACAUGUGACGCACCACAACCCGCCGCUGCUGUUUGACCUUCACCCUGACCCCUCAGAGUCCCGCCCGCUGACUCCUGAGACUGAGCCCAGAUAUGCAGAAAUCCUCGAGCGGAUCACCGAAGCUGUGGAGAGACAUAAAGACACGUUCAAACACGAAGAGAUGAAGAAAGCUAGCUCAGAUGCUAACAGAGUUCAAAACCAACUAACCUGGGACAAGAUUUUGUGGAGACCCUGGCUGCAGCCGUGCUGUGGGACUUUUCCUUUCUGUGGGUGCAAAGAGAACACAACACACAUUUAG